CUCGGAGCAGACCAUCUUGCCUCGCGCAUCGCUGCAGUGAUCUUCUGCCCGCGCGCCGUCCGUCUUGUAGUAAAUAAUGGCGGCCUCGGGAGGUGGAUUUACUUCGCUUUCUACCGCAGCGGGUCUCGGCACUCACGCACUACCGGCCCGGGCUCGCUUCCCGGGCCGUCCGUGCGUUACUCGCAGCAAGCUGCGCUCGGAGAAACGGACCAGACGAGGAAGAUUGGUCUCGGCCGACGGCGAGCUGGCUGAUGGAGGGCCGAGGCCCGUCAACAUCGGCCUUGCGUUAAGCGAGGAUCCGUCUCUGCUACGCCUGCUCGGGCUGACGGAGAAACACAGUCGGCAGAAAGAUGCAGGGUUUGAUUCCAGUAACAGUGAAGGGGAGGAAGAUUUCACUGGAUUUGGAACAACAAAAGCUGGUCAACAGAAAAGUACAGUUGUGGUUUUGCAGCCAUCCCUCAGGCAAGCCAAGGCUCCUCGAGCUUCAGAAAAGCCGUCAGGAAACAAGCCUCUUGUUGGAAAAAUAAUUCCCAAGACCCCAAAAUCAUCUCUCAUUGGGAAAAUUGUGCCAAGGAUCCCCAAGGAAGGACAGGAUGUAAAAGAGAGCCCAGUUAAAGACAAAGAAACCCCACAAGUGUCAGUCAAAGUUCAGGGGAAGCAGGAGGCUCCUGAUGCAAAAAUCAAAAAUGCAAACAAACAGACUUCAGGUGAACAAAGCCGUAUAAAAUCAGCUGAUGCUGUAGGCAAAGCAGGUGGAGCUGCUGGCCUCACCAAACACCAAGAAGGAGUGGUGAGCUCUCUCAGAUCAGAGAAAAAUGCCAAACAGGCCAACAGAAGCAAUGAAGGCGAGGUGUUUGAGGAGUUGGAUCAAUCUCUGACAAAAGGAUCUCUGAACAUUAAAGGUGGCUUUCUAAUGAGACACCCCAGGCGUUCCUCUGAAGGAGUCGCCCUGACAUUUGCGUCCCUUCAUAAACGUCGUUGGAGGAGAAGGACAGCUCAGGUGACAGGUGUUACUCCAAAAGCUGAGGUGGAAGCUGGUCCUCGGAGUGGACAAGAGGCAGUGAUGCAGCUUGAGUGUAAAACUGUAGAGUCAUCUGUAAAGAAAGUCCAUAAGAAACGCAAAGUUUUGCUUGGGUACAAACGAAAACCGCAAACAAGCAUUCCAGGUAAUAGUAGUCCAAAAAUCAAAAAGGUGCGCUCUCGACGGGUGUUUUACGCCUAUGUACCAGAGCCGCUUCCGUCUGUGGGCGGCGACCAUCUGCAGAUUCAAGGUCAGAGUGCCGCCCCGGCAGGGGAGGAGGCAAGAUCAAGUUUAGAACAGAUAGAUCAGAGCUCCAACAAUUCAUCCACAGCUGUAACAAGUGGACGGUCUUCCCGCGUUAUUAAAACUCCCAAAAGAUUCCUGGAUGAGGAAAUCGUCCCCUUUCCAAAGGGCUCUUUAUCAACAUGGCUGAAAAGUCAGCAAAAAGACGAAUUUGAUGGUAACUCACACCCGUUGGACAGCGACUCCACACCUGUGUUUGACGGCACCUCUGGUGUCUCCAAAAUCCCGGGUAGAUCCAGCCCCGGAGCGAGCCACAUAGAGAUCUACAAGAACUUAAAGAAGCUGACUCUAAAGCUGGCGGAGAAGAAGAAGGGCCAGGCUAACGUUCAGGAGGAUUACCCACACGAUGGAGACCGCGUAACAUCUCCUGCCAGGAAGAGACGAAGGCCGAAGAUCAUGAUGGAGGAGCUGGACUCUCCUGGAGUGGUGAGGAAAGUGGCUGUGGUGGUGGAGGCAGAAGGGGAAUCUCUCAAGCAGAUCCCAUCAGAAGAUACGGGCAAAGAGGCUGAAGCAGCGAGUGUGAGGGAGGACAGCAGUGAGAUGUUGGAAACAGCCGGUCCCAGCCACCGGAUUGGUCUCAGCGGAGCUAAUAAGAGGAUGCUCCACCUGCUGAAGAAAGCUAAAGUCCAGCUAAUCAAGAUUGAUCAGCAGAAGCAGCUGAAGCUGUCGCAGUUGAGCUCAAAAGAAUCACAAGUACCAGUGAGUGGAAAGAGGAGAAGGCGGAGGAGGAGAGUUGGUCUGUCUUCCAAAGAAAUUCCUGCACAGGAGCAGCCUCUCAGAGGUCCGAGGAUCAAACAUGUGUGUCGGGCGGCAGCGGUAGCUUUAGGGCAGCCUCGUGCCAUGGUGCCGGAUGAUAUUCCCAGGCUCAGCGCUCUGCCGCUUCACGAGAGGGAGGGCAUCACCUUUUCCCCCACAGCCGAAGAUGUGGCUGAUGAUGAUGAUGAUGACGACGAUGACGAUGACAUCCCUGAGCAGGGUGAGACCCAGUGGGCCGUCUCACAGGAAAGCAUCCCGCGCCGAAGGCGGGGUAGGGGCCACAAGUUCAGACGGAGAAAGAUAAUGAGCGGGCAUGGAAUCCGUUCCCGACGCUGUAGAGUCUGCACAGGCUGCUUGGUGGAGGAGGACUGCUCCAAAUGUAUAAACUGCCUGGAUAAACCCAAAUAUGGAGGACCCAACACAAAGAGGCAGUGCUGCAUAUUCAAGAAGUGUGAACGGAUUGAGAAACGAAAGUUUGACCGUGCUUUCAAACCGCUGAAAAUCUGGGCCAGGCAGUACUCCGGCUCCACAUCAGGCAAUGAAUCAGCCUUGGGCACCAGAGAGCCUGACGAAGGAUUGGCCCCGACAGCGCUGGGAAUCAAGAAGCAUUCGCUGCGUAAAACUAAACCGCGUUCCUACAGCAAACUUCUUAGAUCUGAAUCUGAAGGAGAGGGCGAAGAAACGACGGCCAACAAACCUGAUGCGUCCAGCCAAGAUGUAGCUCCCCAACAUGGCGGUUUGCUGUUGCAUGAUCGAAGGCCAUUUCCCAAGAGUGCCAGCAGCCGACCGAGAGCCCACAAGUGUGACUUUGGAACCCGUCUUGCUGGUUGGCUUAGGCAGUCCCCUCCUUCACAGGAACAGGAGAACACAGAAGUGGCGGAGUCCAGAGAAACUUUGCCUGAGUCUGGAUCCACUGGGAGCCCAAAGCUGCAGAAGCAGCUGCAGAUACACUUGUACCGUCUGCCUGAAUCUGUCCUGAAGUCUGCUGUUCUGUGCUCGCGAUGGCAGCCGCCUCAGUUUGUGGAUCGCUGUGGUGCGCAGUCCCAGCUUAUAGGACAACCUGCUACUUCGCUGAUGAGCCCUCCUCCAGAAUUGACCAAACCAGAAACGCGACCUGCGUCUCCACCCUCACCACUUCACAAUCCAGAUUCUUCUCAGAAAUGCCCGUUGUUGCGUUUGCAACAUUUGCCUUGUUCUACGAUGCAGUCGGCUUUCUGCCGACAGAGAGCCGUACCAUCUGCACCUCAAAAGGACCUAAAACCUGCACUGCACGCAACUCCGACAAAGGCUUCCUCACAGAUGUGCUCAGGAGGAAAGGAGUCUGAGGCGACACAUCCAGGCUCCCUGAUGGAGAAACGCAAAGAGAACACAGAUAAAGCUGCCGGCCAAGGUGUGCCAGAAACACUGUCGACUGUUAGCCCAAACCUAAAGGAGGCUGUGCAAGAGGAGAAGGACUCAUGUGAGGGGCGGUCUGAAGAGGAUAAGGACAGCUCUUCUGUUAAAGAGACGAUGCUGCAAAGAUGUCCAACAACUGACCCUCACUGUGUCCUUCAUUCCCAGAGUCCUGCUGAUUGUGCAUCAGUGAACACCCUGACGGGGACAACCAAUGGAUUUCCCCGAAGGGGCCUGUUGCAGAGUAAGCACAAGAUCCGUGUAGAUUUCAAGGAGGACUGUGCCAUCCAGAACGUCUGGCUAAUGGGCGGCCUCAGCGUCCUCUCCUCCGUACCAACAACCCCUCAGCCAGUCUGUAUGCUCUGUGCCAGCAAAGGAAGACACGAGAUGAUAUUCUGCCAGAUCUGCUGUGAGCCUUUCCACAGUUUCUGCCUCUCUUCCGAGGAGCGCCCUCAUCAGGAGUCCAAGGAGAACUGGUGCUGCAGACGCUGCAAGUUCUGCAACGUGUGCGGCCGCAGAAACAAGAGCUCCAAGCCUGUGUUGCAAUGCAGGAGAUGCCAGACCUCCUACCACCCUUCCUGCUUGGGACCAACGUACCCCAAACCGCUGAACUGCUACAUGCCCUGGGUGUGUAUGACAUGCAUUCGUUGUAAGAGCUGUGGCGUGACUCCUGGGAAGACUUGGGACAUGGCCUGGAACCACGAGCAGGACCUGUGUCCUGACUGCACCGCUCUCCACAAGAAAGGUCAUUUCUGCACUAUUUGCCUCAAGUGCUAUGAAGACAGCAGCCAACCCUCAGAGAUGAUUCAGUGUUUGAAGUGCAGCCACUGGAUUCACCACAGCUGUGAAGGACUUUCAGAGGAGCUUUUUGGGCUGCUGCCAAAUCAGACGGAGAAGGCGGACUUCACCUGUGCACCGUGCAGACAGAAACACACCGACAAGCGCAGCCUGAAGGAGGAACUGCAGGGCAAACUGAAAGCCGGGCUGGAGGAGGUUCUUGAUGUCCUCCUGACCUCCAGCAGCACUCGGCACCUUCUGGUCUGUAAAGAGUGUUUGGAAAUGAACGUGACUCCAGCUGAUCAGGAACAGCAACAGAUCUGUGAUCUAAAAGCUCUAGAGAAGAAAUUUAGAGGAGAUGGCUACACAUCAAUAAAAUCGUUUCAUUUGGACGUCGUCUCUGUGAUGAGAAAGUGGAUAAAGGAGGAGGAACGUCUCCCCGAGGAUGAGAGCCUGGCAGCUCAGUCCCAAGCACACUACAUCCAAGUUAUGAAGCAGGUUUUCAGUUGUUUUCCGACAUUUCAUCUCAAAAAAUGGAACUCGUUCUCCGAGGAAUUUCCAAGUGGGAUGCUCCCAGAGGCGGUUCUUCCACCUUCUAAGGAGCACAGUUACGCUCAGUGGGUGGAGAGGACAUACCAGCCCAAGGACCCACAGGCGGACCGUGUGUCGUCGUCGUUGGACGUCAUGCAGGAAUCUAGUGCACAGCUCAACACCUCUCUUUGUUCAAAAGAAUCCAUUAAAACUGAAGAUACGAGGCAGUGUGUCCUGUGCCAGCAGUAUGGAGAUGCCUCCCCCAACGAGGCGGGGCGACUGCUGUACUUGGGACAGAACGAGUGGGCUCAUAUUAACUGCUGCCUGUGGUCGGCUGAGGUCAAUGAGCAGGCUGGUGCUCUGCUACAAGUGCACAGUGCUGUCUCAAGGGGGCGCCACUUGCGUUGCGAUCAUUGUGGGCAGUCGGGCGCCACAGUGGGCUGCUACCUCUCCUCCUGCCUCAGCAAUUUCCACUUCAUGUGCGCUCGAGUCAACAAGUGUGUGUUCCUGCAGGACAGAAAGGUGUACUGCUAUGCACACAGAGAGCUGACCAGUGCAAAGGUGGUGUCGGGAAAAGGGUUUGAAGUCCCUCGGCGGGUGUAUGUGGACUUCGAUGGGAUCAAUCUCAAAAAGAAGUUCCUGACUGGCCUUGAGCCAGAAAGUAUAAACAUGACAAUCGGUUCUCUCCAAAUUCAGAAACUCGGAGUGUUGUCUGAGCUGUCGACAGUCGGGAGGAUGUUGUACCCCGUUGGUUAUCAAUGUUCUCGGUUGUAUUGGAGCACCGUGGACCCCCGGAGACACUGCAAGUACACCUGUAAGGUGACAGAAGUGAGCACGCCUCUUCCUGGUGAGGAACAGGACCUGAAAUGGGACAAAGAAGAGAACCACACCAUUGUCCACAGUCCCAACCAUCUCAGAGAUUCAGAUAUGGAGUACUCGGACUGUUUCAGCUCCUCUUCCAGCCCAGUAAAGUCCACAACCCCAUCACCCAACUCCAAAGCAUACGACACAGCAGGCCCUAGAAGUCCUGGCUACUCACAGGCCAGGAGACCUGCAGGGGGAUCGUCACGUCCUCUCCCAUCGCCGGGUUCUGUUCACUACAAGUCGCACCACAUCCUGACUCUGAGGGACCUGGAGGACACCCGACGCCCUCGCCGUCUCUCAUCAAGAAGACGCUGCAGCUCCUCGCCGACAGAAAGCAACCCGUCUGUCCCGGCAAACCUCCACUCCGUCCGCUCCAGAUGUUCCCAGUUUAGCCCCCAUCCAAGAUCCUCCAACUCCCCCCCGCUCUCACCACAAAAUUCUACGUCUCCGAUUUUUAACUCCCCUCCUAGAUCCAAUUCCAGCCCUUCUGUGGGACUUUCGCCCCGACGCGGAGCCAUCACUCACUCUCCCAGAGGGGGGCAAAACUUUAAAAUCACAACCCCGGUGUCCGCAGAGGUUCCCCAAGACUUCUUGGCAUCAUCAGAGGCAGAAGAUGCAGCUGUGGCCACAACAAACGGGAUCUCCUUGGCUCCUGAUAACCUGGAGGAGGAGGUGGCCCAUUUGAUGUCCCAGGAGCUUCCUUACACCGUGUUUGACACAGAUGUAGCCGUGGCUUCCAUGCUGAACACUAAACUGGAGUUUGAGGAGGCUCUUCUGGCUGAGAAUCUGGCUCUCAACAGCGCUAAAGCAGAGGUAGAGGGCGAGGACAAUCAGGAGAGGGGCUCUGACGAUGAAGACUCGAGACAUUAUGGGAAGUUAUCCCGUACGGUCGUGAGUAACGCAGAGGGCAGCUCUGACGAAACCAUUCAGCUUCUCGCGGCCUCGUCAAUUUCUCAGCUGGACGGGGCAGAUGGUGGGUCGGAGAGCGAUGAAAGCGAGGCGCUAGAAGACGAAAUAAAAGUUCACUCCAUUCCAGACACACCCACAAAGCGUCUGUCUGUAACGCUGACCCGGUUGGAGCCGUUGUAUGCUUCGUCACAGUCCAACGCCGAGCAGCAAGUAACAGAAGUCGACAGCCAAGAAACUUUAUCCGCUCCGGAUUUUCUGGACUCACGUUGCGUAGGAAACGAUCUGUCACUGGUGGAGGAGGAGGUCUCUGUGACCACGCCAACGUUUCCAAAGGACGUGUUUAGAAAUUCUGCUGCAGAUCAUUUUGUUUCAUCUGUCAGUGACUCCGUAGACAUCUUGAGCUCCAGUUCGGAUGAUGACAAAGAUGAAGAUAACUUAUCAUCUGACUCAAGUGAGGUAUUUAAAGACGAUGAAACGGAUCCAGAUUUUCACCCGGAACUCGAGUCCAAAAAAUCUCCGACGGUAGUGAAGAAGAACACACCCGAGUCUAUUCCCAAGCAGGUGUUGCAGAGGGAGAGUUGUCAAUUCCAGCCAAACGUCAACAGCCUAACCCACCGCCUCGGACACGUUCCUUCUGCUCCCGCGAUGUUCUGUUCAGUCCAGCGUCCGGUCACGUCCCCCAUCGUCAUCAACGGCCUAAACACUUUGCCUGGUCAAGCCGGUCCCACGCAGGGCAGGAGAAUCGCUAUUCGCUUAGACACCUCGAAGCCAGGCGGUCAGCCGCAGAAGGAAGUGAUCCAGAAUCAGGCUGAGGAAGCAAACUCACCCGCUCCACCAGCUCCGGCCCGUCAGGUUCUACUUGUCAACCGUCAGGGGCAGAUUCUCCUCAAAGACCCGCUAACAAACACGUUUCAGGCUCUAAGUUCAAACUCCCCUGCUUACAACCGAAUAAGUCAGAUCGCCAAGAUUCUCCACAACAGAAACUCUGUGUCAUCUGUUCCUCGUGUCAUAAUAAAGUCUCCGUCCAGCCCCUCCAACCCAAACGCCACUCCUAUGAGCAACUGCGCAACGCUAGAGAAGAAAAUCAUCGUCAAAAUGUUGCCUGUGAAAAGCAGCCUUCUUUCAGCCUCCCCAGCUCCUGUCGGCAUUCAGACUGUUCCCAAACAGAGCGUCUCCAACACCCAAAGAAACCCUGCUCAAGCAAUCAUCGACCGAGCCAUGGCCUCUCAUCGAGACGCGUCGAGGCCAAAACCCAUCAUUCUCGGCAGCAAUCGCCAGCGAAAGCUUGGGCAUCAGGGACCGCCACAAGUUCCACACAUGAACAAUUCAGAUGAGUCCUCAGUGGGACACUCGAGGUCUUCCAGUGUUUUCAGUAGGGUUAGAGUAAGGAGAAUGCCCCCAGUGUCUGAAAGACACUCCAAGAAAAAAACAAAGAUUGAACUUCUGAAGGAUCUGUCGAGCGAACCGGAGGAGAUUCAGGAAGCAAGGACAAGUGGUGUUAGGAUGAAGGCACCAACAGUAAGCGAUGUCCUGGAUCUGAACCACGAAAGCAAGUCGAACCCAGUCAGGAUCAUGGCCCCACCACUUCCUGCGUCAAGCAGACGUCCACCUUCAUUACCACAAUCCAGAUUUGACCUGGAGACGAAAACUCACACAUGGGUCAGCUCUCGACACGGCGACCUCUCUGCCUGGGGUCCUUAUACAGGCUGCAGCUCAGAAGAAGAAGCUCCAGCUCUGAAACACAGAAAGAAGACGCGCAUGAAUCAGCCUCACCUGCGCUUUGAGAUCACUAGCGACGACGGCUUCAGCGUUAUGGCUAACAGCAUCGAGGUUGCGUGGAGAGCUGUGAUUGACAGCGUCCUGGAAGCUCGAGCAGAAUUCCACCUGAAGCAGCUUCCUCUGGGCGUGAUGAGCGGCCCACGGAUGCUCGGCGUCAUCCACGAUGCGGUCAUCUUCCUGCUGGAGCAGCUAGAGGGCGCUGCCAACUGCAGGCAGCACCGCUUCAGAUUCCACUGCUGCGACGACGUGGAGGAGGAGCUGCCUCUCAACCCAAGCGGCUGCGCGCGAGCUGAAGUCUACACAAGGAAAGCAACGUUUGAUAUGUUCAACUUCCUGGCGUCGCAACACAGAGCGCUUCCAAACUUAGUUGGUCAGUUUGAUGAAGACGAUGAUGAAUUUCCACUGAAAGGUUCAAGGCGAGCUACUAGCUCCGAGCUCCCCAUGGCCAUGAGGUUCAGACACCUGGAGAAGAUCUCCAAAGAAGCCGUGGGAGUUUACCGGUCUCCAAUUCACGGCCGUGGACUUUUCUGUAAACGGAACAUCGAGGCUGGGGAGAUGGUGAUCGAGUACGCCGGCACAGUCAUUCGCUCCGUCCUGACAGACAAACGGGAGAAAUAUUACGACGGCAAGGGCAUCGGCUGCUACAUGUUCCGCAUCGAUGACUUCGACGUGGUGGACGCCACCAUGCAAGGCAACGCAGCCCGCUUCAUCAACCACUCCUGCGAGCCGAACUGCUACUCCCGCGUCAUCAACGUGGACGGUCGCAAGCACAUUGUCAUCUUCGCCCUGAGGAAGAUAUACCGGGGCGAAGAGCUCACCUACGACUACAAGUUCCCCAUCGAGGACGACGAAAACAAGCUGCGCUGCAACUGCGGAGCCAGGCGAUGCCGCCGCUACCUUAAUUAGUACAAUUGCAUAAAAUCCACAAACUUUUUUUUCCUUAUGUGAAGUGCUCAUGAAGCCACAAACCAUUUUUAUGUCAAAUCCAGUCGUUUUUGCAAUCAAACAAACCAGAAAAGAGCCAGAAAUAUUAAAAAAAACUAUUUCCAGAGUGCAGGGUAAGUUUUGCAGUAUUCCUUUUUAGAUUAGAGUUACUAUUUCACACCCACACUCUUUCAGGUGCUGGCCUCUGGGUUCUCGGUGGGUUAUUACCCACACCUACUAACAGUGAGUGCGAGCAGAAGCUGAUUGCAGUCAUUACUUUGUAAAGAGGGAUUCAUUCCUGUGCUGUGAGACGUAGCGCCUCUGUACAGAGGAGGAGGAUGAGGAGAAUUUAUUCAGCACCUUACUUUGACACGACCUCCUCCGGCGAGCAUCGCCGUCACAGCAGGCAGGGCACGUUUUCGUUCUCACACAAAGUAAACACAUUGCACUCGAAGCACCUUGUGUACAUUUGUAGAGCAGCUACGUUUUAACUUCGCUCUAGUGAGCAAGGACUUCUGUAUUUUAGGUGCUGGUGAUAUUUGUCCCCUAAAAGUUGUUUCUUUACUGGACGUCCUGUUUCUCCUCGGCUUGGUCUGAUUUUUUUUAUUUGUAAUGGCAGAAAUGCUGUCAUGUUUUAUCCCACUGUCUGUUAGGUUUUUGUGUGUAUUUUAAGACUCAUGAGGGAAAAUGUUUCUUGUUGCAGGGUUCAACAUGAAUAUAAUCUUGCUCUGAAAUCCCUUAUUUUGUAUAUUUGAACAAUAAAUGUUUAUUCCACCAACUGA
This is a messenger RNA of Nothobranchius furzeri (turquoise killifish), 10038 nucleotides long. It is a transcript of the gene kmt2ba, whose product is annotated as lysine (K)-specific methyltransferase 2Ba. The record is from RefSeq and is a predicted model, not a curated record. Gene Ontology annotation, cellular component: histone methyltransferase complex; nucleus. Gene Ontology annotation, molecular function: protein binding; DNA binding; histone H3K4 methyltransferase activity. NCBI's taxonomy places the organism in Eukaryota, Metazoa, Chordata, Actinopteri, Cyprinodontiformes, Nothobranchiidae. Gene Ontology annotation, biological process: positive regulation of DNA-templated transcription.